Molecule: messenger RNA, 1503 nt
Organism: Hibiscus syriacus
Lineage: Eukaryota; Viridiplantae; Streptophyta; Magnoliopsida; Malvales; Malvaceae
Product: probable pectate lyase P59
Exons: 1
Coding region: 169-1488 (439 amino acids)
Molecular function (GO): pectate lyase activity
Source: RefSeq, a predicted model, not a curated record
UAAAAAGAUUGCUUGAGUUCAAACAAGCAGAGAUUGUUGUCCCCGGUCAGGGUCCUGUAAGCAAUCAAGCAAACUCAUUGCAGGACUUUGGCCUGGAAAACCCCUUUUUUGUUCCCCCUUUUGCCACCACAAUCGAAACAUAAACCCCAAAGCAAAAGGGUGCUAAACAUGGUCAUUUCGAAACCCCAAAGUUUUAGCCUAUUCUUGUUGUGCUUGUCCUUUGUUGGAAUCCAUGCUCACAUUGCAGUGUACGAUGAUUAUUGGAGGGAACGUGAAUCGCAAGCAAAAGAAAAUCUUGAAAAGGCCUAUAACCCCAACCCAGAAAAUGUAACCAAGCAUUUCAAUGACCAUGUUGCUAGGACGUUGAUGGGGUUCAAUACCAGCACCACAAGACGAGCUAUGAAAAGAAAGGAUAAAAGGGCUCCAUGCAUGGCAACCAACCCCGUCGAUCAAUGCUGGCGGUGUGAUCCAAACUGGCUGAGAAACAGAAAGAAGUUGGCUGAUUGCGCUAUCGGAUUCGGGAAAGGUACCAUCGGUGGACGGGACGGAGAGAUUUAUGUUGUCACUAGUCCCUCCGAUGAGCCGCUUGACCCUAGGCCUGGUACCCUACGUUUUGGUGUGAUCCAAAACGUGCCACUUUGGAUCAUCUUUGCAAGAAGCAUGAUCAUCACGCUGAAAGAGGAGCUCCUCAUCACAUGCGACAAGACCAUCGACGCUAGGGGAGCCAACGUGCAUAUUGCUUAUGGGGCAGGUCUUACCGUCCAGUUCGUGAAGAACGUCAUCAUCCAUAACCUCCAUAUCCAUCACAUUCUUCCCAAGAGUGGUGGCAUAAUCAAGGACGGUGCGAACCACUUUGGAUUGAGGACAAGGAGCGAUGGUGAUGGGAUUUCCCUCUUUGGAAGCACCAACGUUUGGCUUGACCAUCUUUCCAUGUACAAAUGCUCCGAUGGUCUCAUCGAUGUUGUUCAAGGUUGUACCGCCAUCACCAUUUCCAACUGUCAUUUCACCGAUCAAAACGAUGUGAUGUUGUUCGGAGCAAGCGACAGCUACAGUGCGGACGAGAAGAUGCAGGUCACAGUUGCUUUCAACCAUUUCGGUAAGAAAUUGGUACAGAGGAUGCCUAGGGGCCGAUUCGGUUUCUUCCAUAUCGUCAACAACGAGUACACUUAUUGGAACAUGUAUGCCAUCGGAGGCAGCAGCCACCCUACGAUUAUCAGCCAGGGAAACCGAUUCAGAGCUCCGGUUAACAAAGCAGCCAAAGAGGUGUGCAAGAGGGAAUAUGUAGGACCGGAAGUGUGGAAGCACUGGAACUGGAGAUCAGAAGGUGACUUGAUGUUGAAUGGUGCUAUUUUCAUUCAGUCCGGUGAUCCGAACACCAGCAAGAAAUACGGAGGCGACAAAUUGAUUGCAGCUCAGCCGGCUCAUAGGGUGCCUUUUAUGGUCAAGUGGUCUGGAACACUUAUAUGCGUCCCAGGCAGGGCUUGCUAAACCACUGGCGUAUAG